AUGUCAUCGUCAGAAGCGGUGAAGGCGCUUGCAUCCCUGACGAAGGAAGAGCUCAUGCAGCGCGUGUUAGAGCUGCAAGGGAAGAAUGCGGAGUUGUACGACGAGGUAGAACAGUUGCGGCAGCGCCUCUCGCAAAACAGGAUUCCGGACGUCAGCAACCCUCGUGUUUCGAUUCGCCAUUCGUGUGAUGUCGGUUCGUGUUCGCCCAGCAGGUUCAGUACGCUGGCAAGUAGCGUGGGGGGACAAUACGGGAGCUACACUGUUUCGCUCUCCGUUCUCGUAAUCGAGAACGGUAACUCCAUGACUGUGCCACUCUCUUCUAUUCUGGACAAAAGCUACAAGCGGCCGGACAUGCGCGAACCGGAUACCCCUGCCGUUUCCAUGUCAGCAAUGCGCGAUGAGUCCGACCCGCACGGGCGCUUUUCCGCAGACCACUGUGACAUCAUUCGUUCCCCAAGUAUGGGAAUUGAUGGGCCUGCUGGCGGUGGUGCAGAGCUGCGUGGUGUCACGUUCGGUGCUGCUGCUGCAGCGGCUGUUUCCGCCACCUCAGGUUGUGGGGGUUGCAGACCGUCCAUAAUGGUUGGUUUCAGUCGGGCCGACGACCAGAGCGAGCCCCCUCCUCGCGAUCCUAGUUCGUGUCGGCCGCCGAUGUCCGUGCAACCGAUAUCUGCGAGCCUUGAUGCACCUCGUCAUGAUAUCCAGCGGUUUAGUAGUGGACGACCGCUCGGUGUGCGCGAGGGCUCCUUAGCAUCAGAUGGCCUGGUGUCCCACAGGACGCUACGUACCUUUAACCAACAAGUUAUUGACGGCUAUAGUGCACCCUCACCCAUGUCUUCUCGAGGUAGUGCGGUGUUUCAUUACAUCGUGAGAAACUUUACGCUGAAUAAUGAGUGCAGGCACAACUCCGACGACGUGGAGGGUUUUGGUCGGGCACUUUGCAGUCUUUGCGAAGAGGUUAAGCGGGUGUUGAAAAGCGAACCACGCCAUGGAAGCAGUUAUUCUCCGUGCUAUGUCUUUGGCGACAUCCACGGAAACUUCAUUGAUCUUUUCUAUUUUCUGGACAACCUAAUUUCGUUUCAGGACCUUCGUUACACGCCGCAUCGCUUUGUGUUCCUUGGGGAUUACGUUGACCGUGGCCCCUUCAGUGUAGAAGUCGUUGCCUACCUUUUUGCCAUGAAGGUAUUGGCCCCGGACAAGGUACUUCUCCUUCGUGGAAACCACGAAGACAGUCUCGUAAGCGGUGAUAUCGCAGGUUAUGGUCACACGAGCUUCCGUGCACAAUGCCGUGAGUUGUUUGGAUUCACAUUAGGUGAGGAAGUGUGGAACUGCGUGAGCGAUACCUUCGCCUAUCUCCCACUCACCGCAAAUAUUGAUGGAAAGAUAUUCUGUACGCACGGGGGUAUUCCGCGAUAUAGCGGUGGUGCAGACGAUCGGUUGUCACAGCUGAGCCGUGGGGAUUUCCCUGUGAUGCGGACCUUGUUCCAGGCGCCUGCCGAUGAAACGCCUCAGCAGAGACAACUGCGGCAACUUGCAAUGGACACCUGUUGGGCGGACCCUGCGGAGGAUGAAACUCAACUCGACCGGUGGGGUUUCGGCGACAACCCCCGCGGCCGGGGUGUCAUCCUUUUUGGUAGUAAAGCCGUUGACGACUUCUUAGGCAACCAUAACUACGAAUACAUUUUUCGUGCUCACCAGGAGAAGUCGGAUGGGCUGAAGCUCAGCAAGAACGCAAGAGUGUUCACAAUCUUCAGUACCAGUGCUUACGUAGGACACGAGAAUGGGGCGGGAGUAGUAUUGGUGGCAGAUGGGAAAAUUAGGUUGAUUAUAAAAAAUGCGGACAGUAUCGAAAUGGACCCGGAAACCAACGUUCGCACAGCUCACGGAAACGAGGAACUGGAAAACGGGCCGCGGUGA
Trypanosoma brucei brucei TREU927 is the source of this 1914-nucleotide messenger RNA. Its product is annotated as serine/threonine protein phosphatase, putative. Gene Ontology annotation, cellular component: cytoplasm; nucleus. The transcript has a single exon. Gene Ontology annotation, molecular function: protein serine/threonine phosphatase activity. Bases 1 to 1914 code for a protein of 637 amino acids. Lineage: Eukaryota; Euglenozoa; Kinetoplastea; Trypanosomatida; Trypanosomatidae. The record is from RefSeq and is a predicted model, not a curated record.